GCCCGCUCAGCUCAAGGAACAGCUUCGUGGCCGCGUGUCGGACGUGGUGUCAUGCGAUCUGUUCAACCGCGAGAAGGGCAAGUUCCUGCCUGAGAAGCAUGACCGUGAAGGCGUCUACGACGUUGUCGUCACCUCCAUGCUGCUCGAGGCCGUCAUCCAGGACCUGGACACCUACGCCAGGGUCAUCAAGAGGGUCCACGGCCUGCUGCGUCGGCAGGGCCACCUGAUGAUGAGCGGUGUGCUGGGCAUGACCUACUGGGACAUGAAGGCGGGCAAGUUCAACUGCGUCACCCUCACCAAGGAGAACGUGGAGAAGGUGAUGCGCGACGCCGGCUUCAUGGACUUCGAGUGGACCAUCGUGGACCGCGAGUACUUCCACUCGGUCAGCGACUACACAAAGUCCUUCCUGGUGCUCGCCCGCAAGCCCUAGACCUCCCACCCAGGACCACAAUAAAUCGCUC
Dermacentor silvarum is the source of this 461-nucleotide messenger RNA. RefSeq names its product indolethylamine N-methyltransferase. NCBI's taxonomy places the organism in Eukaryota, Metazoa, Arthropoda, Arachnida, Ixodida, Ixodidae. The transcript has 2 exons. Gene Ontology annotation, cellular component: cytosol. Gene Ontology annotation, molecular function: N-methyltransferase activity. The annotation marks the transcript as partial. The record is from RefSeq and is a predicted model, not a curated record.